Messenger RNA from Pisolithus orientalis, 1900 nucleotides. RefSeq lists its product as uncharacterized. NCBI's taxonomy places the organism in Eukaryota, Fungi, Basidiomycota, Agaricomycetes, Boletales, Pisolithaceae. The record is from RefSeq and is a predicted model, not a curated record. Bases 15 to 1643 code for a protein of 542 amino acids. The transcript has 2 exons.
UCUGUUGGUUCUUGAUGACCCCUUGCAGAACUCCGCAGCCAAAGCCACCUGUCCAGCGGGCGGAUAGCCCUCGUCCUCGAAACAGUGGUCCCCUCAUAUACGAGGUCUUCAAACCAAAGCUGCCUCCGGACCCGUUCGCAAGGCUUCACACAAUUCGGGAGCCAUGGAUGCUGCGUAUGGACAGUGUCGCCGCGGCCGUCGGUGACCCACGGCGCGACGUGGUCUUGGUCCUCGGAGCUCCUACGCUCAAGGACAUCAGUCCAGUCCUGCAGUCUCCACAGUUCUCGCAGUCCUUGAUCAUCCUUGCUAGUCACCAGCUAUUUCCGGUCCCUACAGGCGUCCGCCCAGCGAUCUGCACGAUCCGCUUGAACUCUUCCGUCACAAAUGAGAUGAACGGUACUCUUCGCCUUGCUGCCGUUCUCCAGUGCGCCGAACGUGUGUCCCGUUUGUGGAGAAAGACCGGAGGAUCGGGCGUUCGUGAAAUCAGCGAGUCGGAAACUCGCCUCGACGCUUCAGAAAUCCCAGACAACCUCUUCCUCGUACCAGAUUCUGGCAGUGCACAGUCUUCGCCGUCGUCGUCGUCGGAGGGUCUAAAGAGCACGACGUCCUCUGUGCGCUCAUUCAUCAUUCCCGCCAUGUCCUUCCUUUUGUCUUCAUCCUCGUCCUCACCCACAGACCCUUCGCAGCGUGCGUUUGAUGCCAUAUUGAACUUCAUCCCAAACGGGAUCAGCAAUGUAGCCAUCAUGAAACAGACGAUUCUCAUCACGUCCCUCACAUGUCCUUUCCUUGCACCUGCCAGCUUCAACUCCACGACGUCCGCUUCGAAAACUCGAAAGCGAAAUAUUCUCCGUCGGAGAACUCUGCCCUUUUCUCGCGUCUCCAAUACUGAUAGCUACUCCUCCCUCCAAAUCAGCACCUCUACCUCUGCAACCAGCGACCCUGGCAUCUCAGGCCCCCUUGCAAAAUCCCGCCUCUUGCACAUUCUACCGCUUUCUGGGCGCGCGUACCUUUCUCAAGACAAACUUGUGCGCAACAUGGAGUCUUACCAGCUGUCGUUUGCAUAUCCGCCCUCGCUGAGCAUGAAACGGCCGAACACGCUAGAGCGUGCGGUUGCUUUUAUCGUCCCUGCCACUGCGCUGCGCGAGGUUGUGCGGCACGCGUCUGUUUUAAAAUCCUCGGUUCCCCAUUCUCCCUACUCGUCCACAACUUCGUCGUCUUCCUCGGUCUCGUCUCGUCUCGUGCGUCAGGCAGUUGACAUGGAAUGGACUGUAGCGGAUAUUCUUCUGAGCGGCAUACUUGAUUCCCAGGCAAAUCCCGGCGGUGUGCCAUACGCAGGUCCUCGCGCAUGGAUUUGUAGUGGUGCUGACUUUGCGUUCGUGGCUGAAAGUGAGAUUGAAAGCCAAACGCAAUCGGCACCGUCUUGCUCCAGUGGGACGACACCGACGACACCAGAUGAAAUGCCACAUGCCACGAACGCCUGGCCAGAUGUAUGCUGUGGCCCUUCCCGUUCUUCUGGCAGCUCGGAGCCGGUAAUCGUGGUCAAUCCAUCGGCAGAAAAGUUUGGCGGUGGUACUGCGGCCGUCGUGAACAAACGGACUAGGUGGAGGUUCUGGAGCUCUAGGGGUCGAGUUGUUACUCGGUAAGUCAAUAAACUCGAUAUACGUGCUUGGACUGGUAGUUUCCUAGUGGUCUUUGUUUUUAUUAUUUACCCUAUAUUUGCGUAACUUACAUUUACUUGACUUGACCCCGUCGGACUAUUUAGCUCAUCUUACCUCCUCAUCUCCGUAACUGCACAGAAUUUGCUUGCUAUUGGAUUACAAAAUGUAUAUUAGUCGCGGUGACAACACCCAGGGGCAUUUCUUUUUUAGGAAUCCUAACCCUACAAUUUUGGCUUGGGGUA